Molecule: messenger RNA, 3583 nt
Organism: Tachysurus vachellii
Lineage: Eukaryota; Metazoa; Chordata; Actinopteri; Siluriformes; Bagridae
Gene: adcyap1b
Product: adenylate cyclase activating polypeptide 1b
Exons: 5
Coding region: 398-925 (175 amino acids)
Biological process (GO): positive regulation of protein kinase activity; neuropeptide signaling pathway; regulation of protein localization
Cellular component (GO): neuron projection; perikaryon; extracellular region
Molecular function (GO): neuropeptide hormone activity; pituitary adenylate cyclase activating polypeptide activity; peptide hormone receptor binding
Source: RefSeq, a predicted model, not a curated record
GGAUAAAAAUCAGAGGAAACUGGAGGGGGGGUGAAAGUUGAGCAAAAAAGGACAUGUGGACGAACGAAUAAGCCGUGAACGACGAAUUUCACCGACAAUUUUUUGUUCGCAAAGGCUAUUUUUUGUUUUGUUUGUUUGUUUGCUUUCGAAGCUACUUAUUGUAUAAAAGUCAAACGCGGUUGAUCAGGACGAACCCAUUAGGAAACGGCGGUGGCGCUUCAGAGAAGAGGUGCCGUGAGAAAGAUUACCUUGCCUCUCUCUCUCUCUCUCUCUCUCUCUCUCUCUCUCUCUCACUCUCUCUCUCUCCCUCUCUCUCUAUAUCACUCAUACACACACGCUCAGCAGCCGCACCCGAAGCGCGUCCCGCAGCCUCGCUCUCUGUCCAACCUGCCGUAGCAUGGCCAAAUCUAGUAGAGCUACUUUGGCUCUGCUCAUCUACGGGAUCUUAAUGCGCUACAGCGCUCAAUGCACACCCAUCGGAAUGGGCUUCCCCAACAUGAGGCUAGAAAACGACGUGUUUGGGGACGAGGAAAACUCGUUAAAUGAGCUCUCCUAUGAGCCCGACACGAUGAGCGCGCGCAGUGCUCCUGCACUCCCGGAGGAUGCAUUUACACUGUAUUACCCGCCCGAGAGAAGAGCCGAAUCGCAUGCAGAAGGAUUGUUAGAUAGAGCCUUGAGGGACAUCCUGGUUCAGUUAUCAGCCCGAAAAUAUCUGCAUUCUCUCACGGCAGUUCGCGUAGGUGAGGAAGAGGAGGAUGAAGAAGACUCGGAGCCACUGUCCAAGCGCCACUCGGACGGCAUUUUCACGGACAGCUACAGCCGCUACCGGAAACAAAUGGCAGUAAAAAAAUAUCUUGCAGCAGUUCUGGGAAGAAGGUACAGACAGAGGUUUAGAAACAAAGGACGCCGCUUUGCUUAUUUGUAGCGCGCGAGACAAAAUCGAGCAACUGCCCUCCCUUGUGUCCAUUCAAUCAUACGGUCAAAAGUCAUUCUAACUUAAAACUGAGCAGUCGGUGGAUCUCGCCUGUGUUCUUUUAAACAUGUAUUUUAUGUACGAAGUCAAGCCAUUAAAAAUAUUUUAGUAAGAACAUGUUUUUUUUGUUCCUUUUUUUGUAUAAAAGCACUUGAGACCGCACAGUUCUACUUUGUGGACCAAUCGUUCAGUUGAAUGUAUAUAGCUUUAUAUGUUGGAAACGAAACUAAAAAAAAUAAUAAUAACACUAGAAAAAAAAUAUAUCUAUAUAUUAAUAUAUAUGACAAAUGUGCACCUUGAACGUUAUGCGCUUGAUAUCUUUUUCGAAUUCAUCAUAUGCAGAAAAAUAAAUAGAUUUUAAAAAAGACAAUCAAAGUUCUGAAUGUUAUACUUUAUUUUUGUAAGGGGAAAAAAAAAAAAAAGGAAUAAUGAAUAGAGUUUUUAUUUUGUGCAAAGUUGGCCCUGGGAUGUAAGUGACCAUAAGGCUGACUCUGUUUAAAAAAAAAAUAAUGAAUUAAAAAAAAAAAAAAAAAAAAAAAAAAAAAAAAAAAAAAGCACAGGCUGUAAUGAUCCUAUGGAGGGGUCAGGGAGAGAUACACACUGGCCAACAUGAGUCCCUCAUUACACAACUACAUUUGUGUAAGUGUUUUAGACAUGCAAGUCACCUGUCUGACUAAAUGCAACAUUUUUUUUUAAUGGUUUGAGUUUUAAAAGUUAGGAUUUGUGACUGAAAAUGAUUGACACUGGAAUUUAGCUUAUUAGUGCUGUCAUUUUAUUUAUUUCAUUAUUAUUUUUUAAAAUCCCAUCUUCCCUGCAUCUACAUGCAUGAUGCAUGUACAAUCCUCUGUGCAUUGUAUGUAAUACGGACCCUGUUCCGUUCCAUAUGCUCGAGAAUGGCUGUUUUUAUUUUAUUUGGAGAUAUUUCUGUUGUAUCUCUUAGACAUGCUUUCCUAAAGACUAAAGACAUGUUCAUGCAGCCUACUGCAGAGUUCUUCAGGAUGAAUGGAAACGAAUGGUAUCCCUGCCCCCCCUUUCAGGAAAAAAAAACACAAAAACAAAUUUCAAGUGCAUGCAUGAUGGCCUUUUAAAAGUGUUAUAUAGCAUGUCAUUUUUAUCAGUUUUAGGCAUGUAUGCAGUGAGCCUAGUCAUGGUUUGCAUCAUUUCUAUCUUUGUAUUAAUCUGAUUUGUUUUCUGUUGAUGUUGUUUGAAAAUGUAGAAGUUGUGUAUGUGUUGGGAAAAAUAGACACGUGUACUUAAUCACUGGAAUGAAUUCUUAUUCGGGAGAAAAAAAAAUGAAUGAGUUUAAAAAAAUGAACUUUAAAAUGUCCUUUGUUAUAGGUCCAGUGUAUAGAUAUAGUAGUACACUUGCCUACACACCUUAUAGACUCCAGCUCAGUGUUACUGCAUUCCUGGCUAACACUUCUUGUUAUUACUUCUGAUAAUCCAUUAACCUCUAUGUUCUCUAUGUGCAUAAGUCAUUUGCGUUAUGCAUCUCUUUAAAGAAAGAGGGAGGAAGUAAUAGGAGUGAUGCAUGGACAGAGGAUCAGGAAACCAAAGCAUACAGAGAGCUGGUCAGAUGUUCAGAUAAAGUUAUAGCAUCCCUUAAUCCAUUUGAACCCUUGUAGGUUUAAGUCAGUGAUAAGUAUUAUGCAGCACUUAAAUACUGGAAUAUCCUUUAUCUCUCAGUACUAUUCAAAUUGUGGUUUUUUUUCUGUCUAUAAACUAAAGUUGAUGGUUUGUGUAUUCUAUACAUAUCAUUCGUCCCUUAUUUCCCCAAUAAUUUCACUUCAGACAUGAACUCAGUUAACCCCCAAACCCCCAAAAUCGGCAUCAGUUCCUAGGAUUUCUAUGAGUGUAGAUGUUUUCAUGGGAGAGCAAUGUGUGAAUGUGUGUGAGCGUGUUGCAAGAGUGUGAGCAUGUAAAAUAUGAACCAGACAGUGGUAUGUGACAGACAGCAUGGCUUCUGGCUUUGGUGCCUUGCUACAACGUAUGACAAAAUAAAAAAUCGCCACUUAAUAUGGAUGGCAAUUUUUAGUGGCCCUAUAAUGCUGCAGACUAUUAGCUUACAUUUCACUAACCAUCUUUUCUUCUUUUUUUUUUCAAAAUUUGGCUGGGCCGAUAUCUAAUUCCAUUCAAGAGCAUGGCCAGCGUUACAUUGUGAUCCAAUUUAAUAUUGAACUGAUGUAAAUGGCAAAAGUAUUAACUGUCUCUAGGCUGUUAUAAGUUCAAUGAAUGUGUUGUUGUGGCAAAGUAAAGUGUUCCUGUUUCAUUGUUCUCAGUAAACUGACUCAUCAUAUCCCAAGCUUACGUAGAGGGCCAUGAAGCCUAGCUUGAUUUUGUGUUGUUUCUUGUCGCAUCGCUUGAGGGUUAUUUGUCAGCUAGCAAAGAGCCUGAUGGAGUGCAGCCCACAGCCCAGCCACUUGUGUACAUUUCUAAGAGCGCCAAAAGCCUUAAUGUGAAAGUUUUAUCUAUAUCUGAAAUAUUAUGUGUGAGAAGUGAAUAUUAGCAAAUGUGAAGUCGAGAUAUUAACCCAUAACUCCUUAGGGGGUGACGUUUUUAAAUGUUGAAAAAAGUGUUGUAAGAUUUGUAUGAAUAAAUUUUUGUAAACAA